Messenger RNA from Cylicocyclus nassatus, 345 nucleotides. Lineage: Eukaryota; Metazoa; Nematoda; Chromadorea; Rhabditida; Strongylidae. The record is from the annotation of a GenBank genome assembly.
AUGCGAACAAAAGUGCAUGAUCAAUCAGCCGGUCCAGGCGCCUCGAUCGCCACACCGCUGUAUACACACAUACACAUACACAUACACAAGCAAAGAGGGCGCACAUCGAUCCACCACCCCACCACUCCCACACACACAAAAGCGAGCAUGGUCGCUUCCGCUGCUGCUUCACAGCCAAACGCGAAGUUCAUGUAUCGAUCGAUCGAGGCGGAGAGAACGUGCGCUCGUUCGUCUACGCCGACGAUCGUGUCCGUCUAUCGAGAUCACACCGAUGACGCCCGCGGCGACCGCUACGCGUUAAGGAUCGUUGAUGAUUGUAGUGUGAUGUCUUGUGGUAAUGCAUGA